AUGAAGCGAUCCCAGGAAGAACGCAAGGCCGGAGAAGAGCCUCCGAAGCCCGUCUUCCUCACGAAGGCGGAGCGUGAGCGCCUCGCUCUCCAGCGGCGCCAGGAGGAAGUCACUGGCCAGAAGCGCCGGGCGAGUGAGUUGCUUCUACAGCCGCCGCCACCGCCACAGCAAUCUCCCAGCGGCAACGGCCGCCCGCCGAAGCCUCCGUCCUCGGAGACGCCAUCGGAUGGUAAUUCAUAUCGCGACCGUGAUAGGGAUCGAGAUCGCGACCGUUAUCGGGACCGCGACAGAGAGCGGGAUCGCGACAGGGCGCGGGAGAGAGACCGUGACAGAGGGCGGGACCGGGAGAGGGAGCGGGAGGAGGACUCGAAGAGCCGGGAGAAGGCUCGUAUGGAGAAGCAGGCCGAGCGGGAGAGGGAGAAGGAGUUGGAUGCCAUCAAGGAACAGUAUCUGGGUUCGAAGAAACCUAAGAAGCGCGUCAUAAAACCGAGUGAGAAGUUCCGCUUCUCCUUCGACUGGGAAAACACGGAGGACACCUCCCGGGACAUGAACACUCUCUACCAAAACCCCCACGAGGCCCGCCUCCUAUUUGGCCGCGGGUUCCGCGCAGGAAUCGACCGGCGGGAGCAGAAGAAACUUGCCGUUCGCAAUGAAAAGGAGACCCGCGAGGAGAUUCGUCGCAAGGAUGGUGUUGAGGAGGGCCCCGAGGAGGCAGCAGCCCAGCGUCAGAAGGAGGCAGCCGCUGAGCUUUACGAUGCCUUUGACAUGCGUGUUGACCGCCACUGGUCGGAGAAGAAGCUAGAGGAGAUGACUGAACGCGACUGGCGUAUCUUCCGUGAGGACUUCAACAUUUCAUACAAGGGCUCCCGUUUGCCCCGUCCCAUGCGGAGCUGGGUCGAGAGCAAACUGAGUCCCGAACUCCUGAAGGCUGUGGAGAAGGUUGGAUACAAGACCCCCUCCCCGAUCCAGAUGGCUUCCAUCCCUCUUGGGCUACAGCAGCGGGAUGUAAUUGGGAUUGCUGAGACUGGUUCGGGAAAAACAGCUGCCUUUGUCCUCCCCAUGCUUACGUAUAUUACAAAGCUGCCUCCCAUGAGUGAGGAGAAUGAGGCCGAAGGGCCCUACGCCGUGGUCAUGGCACCAACUCGGGAGCUUGCUCAGCAGAUUGAAGAUGAGACUGUCAAAUUUGCUCGUUACCUGGGGAUCAAGGUGGUCUCUAUUGUUGGUGGGCAAUCCAUUGAGGAGCAGGGGUUUAAGCUGAGGCAGGGCUGUGAGGUUGUUAUUGCAACACCAGGACGUCUUCUGGAUUGUCUGGAGCGCCGCUAUGCUGUCCUAAAUCAGUGCAACUAUGUGGUGCUUGAUGAAGCUGAUCGUAUGAUUGACAUGGGUUUUGAGCCGCAAGUUGUAGGUGUGUUGGAUGCAAUGCCUUCCAGCAAUUUAAAGCCAGAAAACGAGGAAGAAGAGCUUGAUGAGAAGAAGAUUUACAGGACAACAUACAUGUUCAGUGCAACCAUGCCAACGGCUGUGGAACGUUUGGCCAGGAAAUAUCUGAGGAACCCUGUCGUUGUGACUAUCGGUACUGCUGGAAAGGCCACUGAACUUAUCACUCAGCAUGUGAUAAUGGUGAAGCAACCAGAGAAAAUGCCUAGGCUUCAAAAGCUGCUCGAUGAGCUUGGUGAGAAGACUGCUAUUGUCUUCUGUAACACGAAAAAGUCUGCAGAUAAUUGUGCCAAGGACUUGGAUAGGUUGGGUUAUAGAGUAACAACAUUGCAUGGAGGCAAAUCGCAGGAGCAGCGAGAGAUUAGCCUGGAAGGUUUCAGGAGCAGGAGGUUUAAUGUUCUUGUUGCGACGGAUGUGGCUGGACGUGGAAUUGACAUUCCUGACGUUGCACACGUCAUAAACUAUGAAAUGCCCAAUACUAUUGACAUGUAUACUCAUCGCAUUGGACGGACAGGCCGUGCUGGGAAGACGGGUGUGGCAACUACGUUUUUGACUCUGCAUGACACAGAUGUGUUCUAUGAUCUUAAGCAGAUGUUAAUACAGAACAACAGCCCUGUACCACCUGAGCUGGCAAGGCAUGAAGCUUCAAAGUUCAAGCCUGGAAGUAUCCCUGACAGACCACCUAGACGGAAUGAAACUUUAUAUGCUCACUAA
Molecule: messenger RNA, 2151 nt
Organism: Spirodela intermedia
Lineage: Eukaryota; Viridiplantae; Streptophyta; Magnoliopsida; Alismatales; Araceae
Source: the annotation of a GenBank genome assembly